AACCAGUCAGGAUGCUCUCGAUGGUGCAGCUGUAGAACCAAACAUGUAUCCAUAGAUAAGAGUGUCAUGGCGAUAUUUCACAAAUCCCUUCUCUUGGCUUUGAAACAGAAAUGUGUGGGUAAAGUUGGGCACAGACACAUAAAUACUGGGUAACAUCAGAGUGAAAUCUAUUUUCUCCCUCCCUAUUUCCUCUAGUUGCAAUUGAGGAUUGAAGGACGUAAAGAGGAGACUAUAGUCAAACUUCAAAUGAUAAAGACCUAGAGAAUGCAAUAGAUGUUUGCUAACAAUCUUGUCAAUCUUGUAAUUUGUUCAUCUUGACAGAUUUUUACAUUCCUUUACAGAUCCAAAAUGUACACGCACACAAUGAUUCUACUGGGUUUUGUGUGGUUUAGUCCGCCACUUCUUGUGAUCCUUGCCUCACCAACCCCUGCUUCGAAUGAUAAGAGAGGCCCCUGUCAAGUCUACAACUCUGGUCGCUCUGCAAACUGCCUUGGUCAGCGACUGGAUCAUGUUCCAUGGAUGCACCUCCCUUCCACGCUUGAAAGGAUAGAUCUCUCCUACAAUGAACUUCAUGCCAUUCGUGUUAAUUACUUUUCUCGCCUACCUCAUCUUCGUGUCCUCGAGCUGCAGUUCAACAACAUCUCUGUGAUUGAGGACCGUGCCUUCCACAACAACCCCCUCCUGGAGCAUCUUAACAUCUUUAACAACUCCCUAGAGGAAAUCCCUGCCAACGCCUUGCRGGACCUCUUUAAUCUAAGGGAACUCCUUAUGUCGAAUAACCUUUACACCCAGGCCACAUUGUCAGCUGACGUUUUCUCCAGAUUGACCCACCUCAAGGCCCUGUCCAUGGGCGGCCCCUUGGUCAAGGGUCUAAGGAAAGGGGACUUCCAGGCAUUGAGGAACAUUCAGUURCAGGACUUUGCYAUUAAAACUUCAUCAAAUAUCAGUUACUAUGAACCGGGUAGUCUGAAGGURAUCCAGACAGGUAGAAUGGGUUUUGACAUGGCCAUAGAUCAGAAGCCGAAUUUCCUACCUUUGAUUCUACGAGACWUGGCCAACAAGACUUUCAGUCUCAUCCAAUUCAGGAACCUCUUUGAGUUCAUGUAUUACWUGGGAGAUGAGGAUAUUUUCAGAGGCUUGCAAGACAUCAAAGUAGAUUCGCUCAUCUUUCACCGUGGAAAAUUCAAUGAGAACCUUAUGAGGAUGGCUCUGUUUAAUCUACAGGUCACCCCCCUUAAACGUCUGACACUUCAAUACAUUGACUUUGCUCGCUCGCCCAACUUUGUGGAUAAUGGCUUGGGCUCCAGUAUCAAAGACCUUGCUCUGAGUAGACUAAAUCUGUGGCACAUCAGCAAUCCAGAUAUUUUGCGAUUCGACUGGCGCUUCACAUGGUUCAACAAAGUCCGACUGCUGUCCAUUCAGAAUGUCAACUUCAAAUCUGUGCCUUGCGAUGCCUGGCUUAAUAUGGAAGGCAUGGAGGUUUUGGACAUAUCAAACAACCGCCUGCAGGACAACAUCCUCUUCAACCAGAGAUGUGACUACAGGGGCAACAUGCCGGCUCUUCGUUCCUUCAAUGUCAGCACCAACCAACUGACCAGCCUUCAGGACUUAGCCUCCCUGACCAGGGAGUUCAAACAGUUGAAGGUCMUGGAUGUYAGCCACAACAUGCUGGGCUCUGCUGAGAAGAGUCRCAACUGUAACUGGAUGCAGAACAUCACCCAKGUGAUCGCUCACCACAACMGAUUYGAAAGUGGUGCCCUCCAGUGUCUGCCCACCACAGUACAAUUCCUGGACCUCUCGUACUGUGACCUGGACCAGCUGGACAUGGCCUACUUCCAACAAACCAUCAGCCUCAAGGAGCUCCUGCUCAAUGGGAACAAGAUCAAGUUCAUCCCCUCUGGGUGGAGAAGUYRCUCCUUGCAGUCACUGGCUCUGGAUGGGAACUCCUUUGGGCUCAUCAGCAUGGGCUCCUUCCAGGACAUGCCCCAGCUKUCUCGACUGACRGCRGGGAACAACCCAUUYCACUGCACCUGCGACCUCCAYGCCUUCAUCCAGGACACAAUUUCCAAGGGGAAGGUCAACAUCACUGACUGGCCAGAGAACUACAAGUGUUACCAUCCAGAGGCCCUGCUCAAUACCGCUGUGGCAAAUUUCUUCCCGGGUCACGUGGUCUGCGAUAUCAGACUGGUCAUCAUCAUCUGUGUUGCUACUACUGCUGCUGUGGUUUUAGUGUUGAUGCUUAUAUGCUACAUAUUCAAUGUUCCCUGGUACAYCAAAGCCACAUAUCAGAUCCUCAGAGCCAAAUACAGGGCUCAUCAGGAAGGARCAUCUGGAAAAUCACAGAUCUAUGYUUACCAUGCAUUCAUCUCCUACAGCCACCCAGAUGCAGACUGGGUCAGGGACCAGUUGUUGCCCUGCUUGGAGAACAGCAAGCCCCCCUACCGACUCUGUAUCCAUGAGAGAGACUUCAUGCCAGGAAAAUGGAUCAUCGACAACAUCAUUGAAAAUAUGGAGAGCAGCGAAAAGGUCAUAUUUGUGUUGUCACACCACUUUGUGAACAGCGAUUGGUGCAACUACGAGCUCUACUUUGCUCAGCAAAGAGCCAUCGGCAAGACCUUCAGCGAUGUUAUUCUGGUGGUUAAAGAGCCCAUCGACCCUGAAUCUCUGCCCAGCAAGUAUUGUAAGCUCAAGAAGAUGCUGAACACCAAAACGUACCUAGAGUGGCCCCAGCAAGMCAAGCAGCAGACCUUCUUCUGGGCUCAACUUAGGAGCUGCCUGGGCAAGCCCACAGYGACUAGAGAGCAGGCUCUUAGUGGUAGGAGCAGCAGUGUAUCCUCAGUGGGCGCUGUGCCUGUGAUAGAGCUUCCUCUAGAGGAUGGGAAGCCAGCGAUAGCUAUGCCAAAUUUAGACAGAGAAGCAGAGCUCCACAAAGUAGUUCCUCAGGAGAUGGAAAAUAUUUCAGUGAGAAGUGCAGAGUUUUAUGGGCAAAGACCAAUCCCUGUAGCCGUGGCAUCAGACAAAAUAAGCCAAGCAUGUCGCUUGUAAUGUGUAUAGUGUCCCAAGACCAAUCUCUCUCUGAAGUGCUGAGCUUGAGUGACUUCUUGGCCAUGCUGUGGCAGAUAAUGCGUUUUCCAAGCUGCUGGUAGCAUUAGCAAGUGUUUCAUAAUGAUGACAGUGAAUAACAUCAUCCGUCUGCCACCCACCCUUCUGACAUGUACAGUGCUUACUCCCCCUUGAACUCUUUACAUUUUGUUGCGAUACAAAGUAGGAUUUAAAUAUAUUUAAUUGUAAUUUUAUUGUCAUUGAUCUACACAAAAUACUCCAUAAUGUCAAAG
Salvelinus sp. IW2-2015 is the source of this 3335-nucleotide messenger RNA. Lineage: Eukaryota; Metazoa; Chordata; Actinopteri; Salmoniformes; Salmonidae. The record is from RefSeq and is a predicted model, not a curated record.